AUGGCCGAGAAGCGCAAGUCCUCAAUGUCUGAAUCGGCUUUUAAACGACCUCGUCUGAUGGAGCAAGGCGAUCAAGGGAGGUUCCCAUCAUCGGAAUCUCAGGAACGACCCAAAAAUGACCCGACGUUUGGGCAGAAGAGUGCAUUCCCGGGGCUGGACGAGGGAGGCGAUGAGCUCUUUUACGGAUCUGCAGAUGAUGGCAUGGAAUAUUUGCGCAUGGUUCGAUCUGAAGCCAACUCGCUACCAAUCCUGUUCACUGCUACGGCCGCAAAAAAGGACAUUGAAUUGAUCGAACCUACCACCCACACUCUUGGACAGACGUCAGAGACUUUCAAAUUCCCCGCUGGGUUCUACGAGGAUGAGGCGUACAUAGCGCCUCCCACGGCCAACCAACAGCCGGUCGCCUCGCCGGGUGAUGGGUACCCUGAGGCACAGGUAGCUUAUUAUAACCUUCUCCGACAUCGAUUCCUCCUCAUUCGAUCAACACUGCGCUGCACACCUCCCGCAACCGCUAUCGCUGCCCUCGACGACGCUCAUCCGAUUAGCCUCCCAGACCGCAAUCCAGCCGCCCGUAAAGACUGGCGACGACUGUUGCUCACCGAAGACCCACAGAUGGUGCAGUUGGCUUGCUUGGAUUCCGAAAGUGUACUCCGAGUACUCGGUAUAUUAGCCCGCAGCUUGGGAGAGAACGUCAGAGGUGGUGAUCCUGAUCUGGUCCGAAGAGUUGGAGCCUGGUCCUGGGGACUCUUGGGAAAGUGCCGUGAAGUUGGAGAAUUGGCUACUGAGCAAGUAGGCGAGAUUCGUGAUCUUGGCAAACGUGCGGCCAAGAUUCUGCUCAGGAUACGAGAAGCAGAGCUCAAACGAUCUGUUGAAGAUAGUGAUGAGGGCGAGUCGGACACGGGUGAAACAGAGGAUGCUCCAGAAGACACGGCGACUCAAGAUGAACAAGCCGCGCUACCAGAUUCAGCAACAAACUUGGACGAGUCGGAUGCAGAGAUGGCGAAUGCCGAUUUAUCAUCGGCACUUGAAGAGGCCAAGGCACGGCUAAAGGCUCAACUAGAGGAGGACAUGGCUGUUGAGCCAGAAAGCCGAACAGCAGAAGAUUCUACUGGUGACCCGGUUCAACAGGCGCGCAUUCUGUUGGACAUGAUUAUCACCAUAGUCGGCGAAUUUUUUGGUCAACGGGACCUGCUUGAAGCGCGGGAGGUGGAUGUGAUUGACUUACUAGUUAUGGCACCGACCGUGGAGAUUUCAAUCCCUACAACAACCAUCUCCCACUCCUCCCCUCCCCACACGCUCUACCAUAUCACCCUCCGCCUUCCACUCCGCUCCUUCACCGUUUCCAAACGCUAUUCCGAUUUUGCGGCUUUCCAUAACGACCUGGUCAGCCAGACGAAUGCCCAGCCCCCGGUGUCACUCCCCUCAAAGUCAUGGUUCUCCAACACAGUGUCCAACGAGCGGUUUCGUGAAGAGCGCAGACGCGGCCUUGAAGAAUAUCUUCGCGCCAUAAAUGAAGCGCCAGAUGGGCGAUGGCGCACUUCAUCCGCAUGGCGAGCCUUUCUGAAUCUUCCCUCCGCAGCGACAGCCUCUACCACCGCUGGAACAUCAAAUACCUCGUCUCGACUCCAUGCUGCCAUCACAGACCCAGGUUCGGCGGCAAAUGCUUCGAUCAACGAUCCGACGCUUUGGCUAGACUAUUAUCGCGACAUGAAGUCCCAUUUACACGAUGCUCGGCUUCAACUUUCCCGCCGGGACCAGGAGACGACUCCUCAGAAACAACAUGAGAGCUCCGCGCAAGCAAAAUCCAGUCUCGUCCGGGCAGGCUCAAUGAUUUCCACCCUUGAGGAAGGGUUGAAAAACCUCGGGGCGCGAGGAAACCAAGAUUCUGCACGGUCUUCUUCCGCUUUGGGAGACGGAGAGCUUCGCCGCCGGAAAGAUCUGCUCAUCAAUGCACGCAAGGAAAAAGAUGGAUUAGAAGACCUGCUGCACGCCAUGGCGGCAAAGAGCCGGCUUGAUAAUGCUGUUGCCUCAAUCGAAGACAAGGAGGCCCUACUGAAAGCAAACAACAUCGACACUGCUGGCACACGUCGAAAUGCAACCCGCUCGGGGAGAGUUCUUGGCAAGGAAACCGAGCGCACGCGCGAGCUGGACAAUGAAGGAGUGCUGCAGUUACAGCAGCAGACGAUGCGGGAUCAAGAUCAAGACGUCCAGGAUCUCUUGAAAAUAAUCAUUCGACAAAGAGAGCUGGGGAAUGCUAUACAUGAGGAACUGGAAGUACAGAAUGAGCUGUUGAAGUUGGCAGACGAGGAUACCGAUCGGCUGAACGCGAAACUCGAGAUUGCCAAGAAGAGAAUUGGCAAGAUCUCAUAA
Messenger RNA from Penicillium oxalicum, 2370 nucleotides. RefSeq lists its product as uncharacterized. Gene Ontology annotation, biological process: spliceosomal snRNP assembly. Bases 1 to 2370 code for a protein of 789 amino acids. The transcript has 4 exons. NCBI's taxonomy places the organism in Eukaryota, Fungi, Ascomycota, Eurotiomycetes, Eurotiales, Aspergillaceae. Gene Ontology annotation, cellular component: intracellular membrane-bounded organelle. The record is from RefSeq and is a predicted model, not a curated record. Gene Ontology annotation, molecular function: phosphatidylinositol binding.